Messenger RNA from Linum tenue, 2284 nucleotides. The record is from the annotation of a GenBank genome assembly. Lineage: Eukaryota; Viridiplantae; Streptophyta; Magnoliopsida; Malpighiales; Linaceae.
AAACGUCAUUUCAAUCCUCAAUUUCUUCACGCACUCAUUUUCCGAACUUCCAGACUGAACUCUCCGCCCCUCUCCUCCGAGAAAUCCCGUCGCGUCUCCGCCAUGGAUGGUUGUACAGCAGCUUCCGAUUCUCCAUACGAGCUCCUCUUCCAAGCUCUGUCGCUAAUCCCUACCGCUCACUACGCGGCUCUCCUCCUAGCUCUCUGGCUCGUCUUCCUCUACGAUUUCCUGGAGAUUCAUCUCCUCCGCGAUUUGGCCACCGGAUUCCGGGGAGAUCCCGUCAAGCUGACGUACAAUGCUUCGUCGGAGCUCUACCGGGCCGUUGCUUCCAAAUGCCAGGUCCUCCGCGGCAGGUAUUUACCUACUCUAUGGUUGUGUAGUCCUCACAUUCAAACAGCAUUCCUCACUUUCUUUGGGAAUCCUCCUCGUUUCACUUACAAGAGGGUGAUGUUCUAUACAAGUGAUGGUGGAACAAUUGCUCUGGACUGGGUACUGCACUCUGAUGUCAAUGAGGAUGAUGGUGGUGGUGCCUACACGAGCCAUGCAGUCCCGCAGAAGGAUGACAAAGCUCCCAUUGUGAUUGUUAUUCCUGGUUUAACAAGCGAUUCUGUUGCUCCUUAUAUAAAGCACCUUGUUUUCAAGCUGGCAAAACAAGGUUGGAAUGUUGUUGUAAGCAAUCACCGUGGACUAGGAGGUGUUGAAAUAACUUCUGAUCGCUUCUACAAUGCGGGCUGGACAGAGGACUCUAGGAGAAUUAUCGACCACAUCCAUCAAGAGUAUCCAGAUACUCCCCUUUAUGUUGUUGGAACUAGUAUUGGUGCCAAUAUCCUGGUAAAGUAUCUAGGAGAGGAGACUGUUAAUGUUCCUAUUGUAGGUGCUGUAGCCGUUUGCAAUCCUUGGGAUCUUGCGAUAGGUGACAGGUUUAUCACCCGGAGAUUUGUGCAGAAGCUAUAUGAUAAGGCAUUAGCAUUUGGCCUUGUAGGUUAUGCCAAACUGCAUCAGACUAUCUUGUCUCGUCUUAUAGACUGGGAUGGACUUAAAAAGGUACUUUUAUUUGUUUGUCCUUAGUUCAAUUCCUUUAGUUUUGCACUUAUAAGAUCAUUUAAGAUGCCUGGAAUUGAAGUUUCUGGUCACCGAGGUGGUGAAGAAAUAAAGUGUUUCUAAUAUAAGUACAUGAUUUCUGUUUGAUAUGCACUUUGGCAGUCCCGUUCUGUUCGAGAUUUUGAUUACUACGCCACUUGUAUUCUUGCUAAAUUUGAGACCGUAGACACGUACUACAGGCGUUCUAGCUCUGUUAACUUUGUGGGAAAUGUAGCAGUACCUCUUCUGUGUAUCAAUGCCUUGGAUGACCCAGUUUGUACAAGGGAAUCUAUUCCAUGGGAUGAAUGCAGGAUGAACCCAAAUAUUGUCCUGGCUGCCACACAGCAUGGAGGACACCUGGCAUAUUUUGAAGGAAUAUCCGCCAGUACCAUGUGGUGGGUGCGAGCUGUUAGCGAAUUCCUCGAAGUGCUGCACUCUAGUCCGUUAAAGAACAGACCAAGAAAGGUGGUGGGACCAUGCAGCACAACCACUCCAUUGGAGUCGAAAAUCGACCAGGGGCCUUAUGUCAACUUAAUGGAAGAUGGAACUGUAACUGCAGUCGGCGAUAUCCAGAGAGACAAGAUUGCAGCAGCACAACCAGACCAUACCGCCGAGGAGAAUAGAGAGACAAUCACCGAAGACGAAGAAGAAACAAGCAAAGAUGCAGCGACCAGUAAAGAGGAUCCUGCUGAAAGCAAACCGGAAGCUGCUGCAUCUGAUCAAAAGAAACUCAAUGAUCUGAUUGCUCCCAUGAAGCGACACAUAACUCAGCUCACGCGGCACAGCAGGACAUCCAUAUGGCUUCUUGCUUACAUCGCCAUCGUAACAACUUGGCCGGUGCUGGGUUCUGGCCUGUUUUUCUACCUCAAGAAAAAGUUGAGGAGCUUCCUGCUACCAGCUUUGCCUAGCAGAUAGAUGAAUAUAGUUCUUGGCUGUUGUAGGGUCUGUAAGGUUGAGGGGUUGCACCCCUCCUUGUAAACUGCCCAAACAUUAGAAUUCAAGGACGGCAAAGAAAAGUAGGAGAAAUAAGGCAUAAUGUUGUCAUCUCAUGUAUUUUAUACUUGUAAACUACAAAAUAGCUUAUGCCAUUUAUGUAUGCAUUGAAAAUGCUUUGUUUACAAUUUGGAGUCAAAUGUCUGCAAAUUCAGUAAGGAUGAAUCAUAUAUAUUUUUCAUUUAGCCAAUACAUGAAAAUAAAUGUCUCC